AUGGCCAUAGACGAAGGAGGCCUAGCCAGACGGCUGUGGUUCAAGUUCAGAGACGACUCUGUUUUCUCUCUCUACACUCCCUUCUUCGUUGGCUUAGCCUCUGCUACUCUGCACUCUGAAACUACCUUCCGCCAUUUCAUCUCUCAGGACCUCCAUUUUCUCAAAGCCUUCGUUCUCGCAUAUGAAUUGGCGGAAGAUUGUGCAGAUGAUGAGGACGACAAGAAUGGUUUACGCGAUUUGAGAAAACGUGCCGUCGGCAGGCUUCAAAUGCACGACACAUUUGUCCGAGAAUGGGGUUUUGAAUUCCCAAAUGAGGACAUUUCUAAAGACAUUGCAACAACCAAAUACACAGAUUUCUUGCUUGCAACAGCAUCAGGGAAAAUUGAAGGAGAAAGAUCGGUUCUGGACAAAAUCGCAACUCCUUUCGAAAAGACCAAGGUUGCUGCAUAUACACUUGCUGCUCUGGCUCCUUGUAUGAGACUCUAUGCCUUCAUCAGUACUGAGAUCCAAGGCAUUAUAAAUCCUGAUCAAGAUAGCACUCACAUUUACAAAAGCUGGAUAGAAAAUUAUUCGUCUCAAGUUUUCGAGGAAAUAGCCCUGCAAAAUGAAGACAUGCUAGAUAAACUUAGUGUUUCUUUGACUGGUGAGGAGCUUGAGAUUAUAGAGAAGCUCUAUCAUCAAGCUAUGAAGCUUCAAGUAGAUUUUAUUGCUGCUCAACCAAUUUCUGAUCAGCAAUCUGUAGUUCCUUUGUCUCGGGUGCAUGACUUUAGCAAACGCCAUCUUAUGAUACUUUGUGACUUUGAUUUGGCAUGCACUGCUUUUGAUUCUGCUGCCAUAUUGGCUGAGAUUGCGAUCAUAACAGCACCAAAGGCCGAUAUGGAUGGAUCUGAUCAAACCCAACUUGCUCGGAUGCCAUCAGCAGACUUAAGGAGCACAUGGGAUGUUCUUUCAACCCAAUACACUGAACAAUUUGAACAAUGUGUAGAAAGCAUUGUGGCCAGUGAGAGAGUGGAAGAAUUCGAUUAUGAACCUCUGUGUAGCGCGCUUGAACAACUUGCGGAGUUUGAGAGAAAGGCAAAUGAAAGGGUGGUUCAGUCAGGAGUGUUGAAGGGUUUAAAUGUGGAGGAUAUAAAAAGGGCUGGACAGAGCCUCAUUCUGCAAGAUGGUUGCAGAAGCUUCUUUCAGAAGAUUGUGAAAAAUGAAAAUCUGAAAACUGAUGUUCAUGUGCUUUCAUACUGCUGGUGUAAUGAUCUCAUUGUAUCAGCUUUCUCUUCAGGAGAUUUGAAUGUCUUGAAUGUACAUUCAAAUGAGUUGGUUUAUCAAGAAUCUGUCACAACUGGUGAAAUUGUAAAGAAGAUGGAGUCUCCCAUGGAAAAGCUUCAAGUCUUCAAUGACGUCCUAAUCGACUGCAGGAGCGAAGGCAAUAAACACUUGACAGUUUACAUUGGAGGCUCAGUGGGUGACAUGCUUUGCCUGCUUGAAGCAGAUAUAGGCAUUGUAGUUGGUUCAAGUUCAAGCCUAAGGAGACUAGGUGAUCAUUUUGGCGUUUCCUUUGUCCCAUUGUUCUCUGGCUUGGUGAAUAGGCAGAGAGAACUUGCUGAUCAAGAUUGUGCCUCUAAUUGGUGGAAACCAUUGUCUGGUGUUCUUUAUACGGUGUCUAGUUGGGCUGAAAUACAGGCAUUCAUUUUGGGUUCAAGCAAGUUGGUGUUGAGAAAGAUUUCAAUGGCAACUUUCUGGCAGGAGAGAGAAAGAGAAGAAGAUGUAAUAUAA
Messenger RNA from Prunus armeniaca (apricot), 1770 nucleotides. Lineage: Eukaryota; Viridiplantae; Streptophyta; Magnoliopsida; Rosales; Rosaceae. The record is from the annotation of a GenBank genome assembly.